This is a messenger RNA of Conger conger (European conger), 890 nucleotides long. It is a transcript of the gene tmem47, whose product is annotated as transmembrane protein 47. The transcript has 3 exons. The record is from RefSeq and is a predicted model, not a curated record. NCBI's taxonomy places the organism in Eukaryota, Metazoa, Chordata, Actinopteri, Anguilliformes, Congridae. The coding region runs from base 139 to 684 and encodes 181 amino acids. Gene Ontology annotation, cellular component: membrane; cell-cell junction. Gene Ontology annotation, biological process: cell-cell adhesion.
GAGGCUGUCGUUGCUGCAGUACUCCAGCAGUGCAACAGCAGCUGCAGCAUCGUCGCUGGAGGCUCGCUACCUCCGGAUCGGGCACACGCAUUCAGCGCGUAAAUUACAAUAAAGCGCAUAGGCGCACUGAAAUCUGCCAUGGCCUCGUCCGCUAGCGUGGCGGAGGACGUCCGUGUCUCAGUCUUGACGCCUCUGAAGUUGGUUGGAUUGGUGUGCAUUUUCCUCGCGCUGUGCCUGGACAUCGGGGCCGUGGUCAGCCCUUCGUGGGUCACCGCGGACAACCGGUACUCUUUGUCUCUGUGGGAUUCAUGCUGGAAACCAGCGGCAUCGGACACCUGGCAUUGCAGCAGCACGUUUGGGUCGGACUGGCAGAUUGCCACGCUGGCCUUGUUGCUGGGCGGGGCUACGCUCAUCCUCUUCUCGUUCCUGGUGGGCCUGGUGUCUGUCUGUGCCGGGUCCAGGAGACGCUUCUACAGACCCGUCGCAGUGAUGCUGUUUGCUGCAGUGGUGCUCCAAGUGUGCAGUCUGGUGCUGUACCCCAUCAAGUUCAUUGAGACCAUCAGUCUGAGAAUUUACCACGAAUUUAACUGGGGCUACGGUCUGGCUUGGGGCGCCACCAUCUUCUCCUUUGGAGCGGCCCUCCUCUACUGCCUGAACCCCAAGAACUACGAAGACUACUACUGACCCCACCCUCCGCCCCCCCGAUGAGCAGCGUACCCACAAUGCACCGCGUUCCCCUUUCUUUUACACGCCGCUGUGUCCGACCCCUCCAGCCUCCUCUGCAGAACUGACCGUGCUCGUAGAGAAAUGGUUUCUGCAGAAGAGGUCCUCCACUACAAUGUCAUAGUACCUACGGAACGGAGCACCCCCCCCCCCCACCCGCCCCCGCC